AUGGGUGCUUAUGGCUCAGAUACUGGCAUUGGCGCGUCUAGCCGGGACAUUCUUGAAAUCGAAACCAGCGGAACCGAGUUAUUGACGUCCUUGGCAUAUUCUGUGUUCCUACGGAUGUAUUCUUGUGGUCGUUCCUUGCGAUAUAUGUAUGUCGACAAUACAACCCAGGAGAUCUUGAAACUUGCGGAAGACGCUGAUCCGAGAGGAAUCAGAACAAUGGGAGUGUUGUCAAAACCAGACCUUGCCACCGAGAAAGCCGCCCUGGAUGCGGCAAUGGAUCUGCUUCAGGAGAGAAGACGUAAUGUUUUCAAGCUAGGAUAUCAUGUUGUCAAGAACCGCAGUGCCGACGACGACAACCCAACACUGCCUGCCUGUCUUGCUGACGAAAGGGCAUUCUUUGCUGCUCCUCCUUGGUCUAGCAUUCCUGAUCCUCUUCAGCGCCUUCAUGCUUACUUCAAUUUUCUCAACUCUAGUGCAGCAAGAACCUUUGCAUCCUCCACUCCCUGA
Aspergillus niger is the source of this 507-nucleotide messenger RNA. RefSeq lists its product as uncharacterized. NCBI's taxonomy places the organism in Eukaryota, Fungi, Ascomycota, Eurotiomycetes, Eurotiales, Aspergillaceae. The transcript is spliced from 5 exons. Gene Ontology annotation, cellular component: cytoplasm; membrane; microtubule. The record is from RefSeq and is a predicted model, not a curated record. Gene Ontology annotation, molecular function: GTPase activity; microtubule binding. The coding region runs from base 1 to 507 and encodes 168 amino acids.